Molecule: messenger RNA, 972 nt
Organism: Paraphaeosphaeria sporulosa
Lineage: Eukaryota; Fungi; Ascomycota; Dothideomycetes; Pleosporales; Didymosphaeriaceae
Exons: 2
Coding region: 31-972 (313 amino acids)
Source: RefSeq, a predicted model, not a curated record
GAACCUGACAGAGCAUAUCGACAGCCUGCUAUGGGUCUACCACUCCUGUUGCGGGUUCUGCCGCUCAUUGCCCUCCUUAAUGGCGCUUCGGGAGAAACAACUGCUGCCAUCGGAACCUUCGCGGAUGUCAAUACAGAAUGCAAGGCUUGCCCUCACUCCCUCUGCCCGAACAUCCUCGCCUACGAGCAAGGUGAAAGCGCCAAUGUCACAUGUUGGACGCGCGGCACACGCAUAAUCGACACGACACUCUGGCUGCGCUCCACGUCCGACUGCUAUGUGACCGAAUACGACCUGAACGACAACAUAACAGACUACACCUCUGCCCUUCCCUACUGCGGUCCGGGCUCGGAAGACGAGGAUCUCACGCUGGAAGAUGCAACCCUAAAAUACAAAACCGAGUGCAGAAUCUGCCCCACGAUCAGCUGCGACACCGUCGCUUAUCUCAAAGAGGAUACGGACGUUGAGCUGACGUGCUGGACGCCGGACGGACAGGUCAUCAUCGACGACCCGUACUGGAUGAAGACCACGAACAACUGUUACGUUGCGCAGAAGAACCUCUACUCCAAGCCUGACAUAACCUACCUUGAUCCAUGUGGCCCGAUACCCUAUCUGGAGAUCGAAAAGCACUUCAACGAGAAUGGAACCAGCGACGUUGACAAGAGAGAUGCUGCGCCUGAGCCAGGAACCUUUGCUCCGAGUUAUCUGAUUAACGUCACCGUCGGCGAGAACUACGCGCUCUGCCGUAGUUGCGCGCAGGAGACGUGCCGGGUCGAGAGGCGAUAUGUCUUUGAUCAGGAGGUUUGGCUGCAGUGUUUGGUAGACACGAAUGGGACGUGGUGGAGCGAGACGACGGAUUUCUGUUAUGUGAAGAACUCAGACUUUUGGCAGAGUCCAGAGGGCGACUACUAUCGGAAUCCGCUUUGCGAAUACUUCGAGGAGCCGGGCGCUGGACCGGGAGAUGGCGAUGACUAG